ACAUAUUUUGUUUUCAUAUAUUGCUUCUAAUAUAAUAUUCCUUUCGUAUUAAUUCUACAUUAUUCAGUUCACGCAUUACUUACAACCAAAAUUAUAACAAUGGAAAAUCCGGAUAUCGCUGGAGAUGACCAAGAGCAACCUGAAAAUGUGGAAACAAAUCAGGAAUUUGAACCAGAAAAAGACAAAGCAACUGAUAUGAAAAAUAUUAUUGCAAUGGGGAAGCCGAAACCUUUUGAGAAGAAAAUUCUUGAAGAGUAUACUCCUUUCGAUAUGACGAGCUUCACUAUGAUAAAUAAAAUUGCAGAGAGGAAAGAGAAAGCUCCAAAAACCUUCAUCGAAAAGGAAGAGGAGAAAAAGGAUGGUAUCGAAAGACAAUUGGAGGAUAGUGACAAAGCUUUAAGUCAAUUAAUUCUGUUGGGGGAUGAGUUGGUCACAAACAUCAAAAUUGCAAACGAAAAACGUGAAGUGAUGCGACGCAAUUAUGAAGCCUUAAAAAGAGAAGAGCUUUUAGGUGAUCUAGAGAAUGAAUCAAUGGAGGCGAUGGCGAAAUUUGAAGAAAUCACUGCUAAAUGGACUGAAUUGGAGGCCAUCAAAGAGCCGGUUGGCCUCAAUGAAGGCCUUGCGCUUCAGAAAAAACGAAUAGAAGAACUGAUGAAGGAAAAGGACGAUGCAAUUCGAAAGUGUCAGGAAGAACUUCAAAGGGUAGAUAGGAAGUACUACGACGAUUUAGAAAGGCAGAGCGCCGAUAUAUAUUGCCUAGUAGAACGUAUCGAUAACCAAAUGGAAAAUAUGCGGAAAGCAUUCAAGUCGCACAUAGAACUGGUGCAGGAAACUAUAGAAAAUGAGAGACAGAAUUUGGCCCUAACAGCAGCCCGCAAGUGGGAAGAAUUGUACACAAUGCGAGCUGAAAAUGAAAGAAUGAAAUUGGAUAAAGAAAAAGAGAAAGCUGCAUUCUAUGCCGCAGAACUAGCCAGGAUUUCACUGGAGCACGAAGAAUUGACCAGAGAAACACGAAUUCGCUUAGAGAAGGACGCCGAAGCGCUUCAACUUGAGUUACGUAGCGUUAAGCAUAAUGUACUGCUCAACUCGGAAAAAUUAGACUAUAAUUACCAAGUUCUGCAAAAAGCUGACGACGAGAAUGCUAUUACGGUGAGUCAGCAGAAACGUAGGCUGGCGAAGCUCAACGAGGCUGUGUUGGGUUUGAAGAAAAAAAUUCGCGAAACGAAAUCUAAUUCACAGUUGGAGGUCAGGAAACUGACAACGGAAGUAACGCAUUUGCAUUCUUGCAUCGUUGAUUUGGAAUCGAAAACUGAAAACUUUUCAAUUUUAGAAGAUAAAAAGUAUCAAGCUGUCUGGGAGGUUAACCUAAAUGAGGCUACAGGGCUUUUAAACAAGAUCCUGGAUAUCGAUCGAAUUCUUCACGAGCAACAGCUAGGUUUACCGUGGACCAAACCAGAUAUGCCAGUUUUCAAGUUGAAGGACUUUAUUAUUAUGAAGGAGGGUCUCGAUUCAAAACAUUUUGAUUUAAAAGUCAAUAGAUCUAGGACAAUAACUAGGUCUGAAUCAGCAAAGGAGAAAGAUCGCAGAACGGACGAACAAAAAUUAGCUCAUAGUCGGUUAAUGCGAAACAUAUUAAAAAAAAUCGCAGAUCGCGGCGGAUUUCUACUCGAAGAUAAGCUUUUGACUAUUCUGCAACCAUACACGGAGGAUCAACAAUCGUUGGUCAAAGUCGAUAACAUCUUCAAUGCUUUGGGGGUUUCCAAAAUCGAGGAUAUUAGCGCUCUUAUCCACUACUUCCUGCCUUACGCUUGGUGCCCGAAUUGUUCCACUGGUUUGUCACCAGCCGCUAUAAGUCGUUUGCAUCAAGUUGAAUUGGAGCAGUUUCAAACGAAAGAUAUCGAUAGUGUUAUCUAUGAUGAGUUGAGUGAGAAGGCAACUCUUAAGGACACAGAAGGCAGUGGAAAGUCUGAAAAAUCACACCAAAGCACCGAAGAAGAGUCCUCUGAAAUAGUCACCAAAGACGAAGAAAACCCUAUGGACGAUUUAAUGAAAGAAUUCGCCAAAAAGGAAGUUUUGGACCGCAAGAGAUCUGUACAAUUUGAAGAAAAAGUUGUGGUUGAAGAGGAGACAACCUGUGUAAACCAUUACUUGGUCAUCGAACCUGCUUUCGUAUUGACUGCUCUCCGUGAAUUUGCUGAGAAGCAUCUAUGCCAGAUUGCACUUCCUGGAAUAACAAAAUCAAAGACAUCGGGUUCGGAGCGUUCUAGCCGCCGUAGGAAUCUAAAUCGUAAUAUUAGCAGGACAGAUAUAGAAACAUUUUGGCACCAAUUCAACAAUAUUUUCCCACAAUCGAAGCUGAAAUUGUGGCAGAAUUUGGAACAUGGUUUAAACCAUUAUUUGAAGGUUUUGAAGGACCGUGUAACACUCGAUGCAGAAUGUGAAUUUCUUCGGAAGCAGAAUGCAGAGCUGAAACAUUUGCUGCAGCAGUAUCUGCCCCCUGAUAAAUGUAUUUGUUAAAUCCAUUUGUAUUUUUACAAGUGUUUAUGAAAUAUGUGGAUAUUGAUAUAGUUUUGUGUUGAUGCAAUUUCGAGUUAAUAAAUAUAUUGGG
Messenger RNA from Hermetia illucens (black soldier fly), 2608 nucleotides. RefSeq names its product dynein regulatory complex protein 1 homolog. The record is from RefSeq and is a predicted model, not a curated record. NCBI's taxonomy places the organism in Eukaryota, Metazoa, Arthropoda, Insecta, Diptera, Stratiomyidae. Gene Ontology annotation, biological process: cilium-dependent cell motility; axonemal dynein complex assembly; regulation of cilium movement. The transcript has 8 exons. The coding region runs from base 100 to 2517 and encodes 805 amino acids. Gene Ontology annotation, cellular component: axonemal dynein complex; axoneme.